This is a messenger RNA of Sitodiplosis mosellana (orange wheat blossom midge), 1836 nucleotides long. RefSeq names its product BTB/POZ domain-containing protein 10 (gene mri). Gene Ontology annotation, biological process: positive regulation of phosphorylation. Bases 496 to 1788 code for a protein of 430 amino acids. The transcript is spliced from 7 exons. Gene Ontology annotation, molecular function: protein binding. Gene Ontology annotation, cellular component: cytoplasm. Lineage: Eukaryota; Metazoa; Arthropoda; Insecta; Diptera; Cecidomyiidae. The record is from RefSeq and is a predicted model, not a curated record.
AUCCAAGCAAGUAUAGACAUGAUAGAUAGAACUGAAGCAGUCAAUAUUUUUUUUGUUCAUCGAAAAUUAUAAUUUCACAAAAUCCAUAAACUCGAAUCUAUUUAGGCCAUAUUGGACUGAAUUAACGUGAAUUUUUUUUAAACAUUGAUUCUGUGUUUUAAACUAUAUUGUAGUGAAUCCACACCUAUUUUGUUCAACAACAAAAUAUAUAUUUUAAUGUCCCAUUUUGGAGAACACACAUGAAUUUAUCUCAAUUAAAUACGUGAAUUGUGUUGUGUUUGAAACAUCUACAAAAAGCAAAUUCAAUGUAUAGCGUUUCGUUUCGUGAAUUAUUUUGAUAAACUAAACCUGAAAUGAAACGUACAACAUUUGUUCGAAAUGACAGAUAAAGACUAACGAGAUCAAAAGAAUUAUUAUUGUAGACUGUUCCCAUUCAUCACCAUCAUUAUCACAUCACCAUCAUUACCAUUAUCUACAACAACAACAACUGUAGUAAUGUCAUCGAACCCUGGAAGUAAUAGCGCAACUGCUAACGCAACUGCCAGUGGAACAUCUUCGAUAAAUACAAACAGCAACAAUUCUAGCAAUAAAAAUAAUGAUAGUUCAAGUAGCAGUAACACCGAAGACUACAAUGAAAUCGAAGACCGUCGUCGAAGAAUCAAAAAUAGGUCCAGAAAUAAUGUGCGCUUAUCUUCAAAGGCCCAACUGCAACAAGCACGCCGUUCACCAUUGCCGAGCACAAGUAAUUCCAUUUUAGUAUCGAACGCAAACUGUUCAUUUGUUUCAACAAACAACAAUGUACAGUCCCCAUCGACAUCUUUGCCAAUUUUGCCAACAAUCAUUGGUCCAACCGAAAAUCGCAUCACACUUUUAGUCGACGAAACGCGUUUUACAAUUGAUCCAGCGCUAUUUACAGCUCAUCCAAACACAAUGUUAGGUCGGAUGUUCAGUUCUGGAAUGGAAUUCACCCAUACAAACGAAAGAAAUGAAUACGAAGUGGCUGAAGGAAUAUCGAAUUCAGUAUUUCGUGUAAUACUGGAUUUUUACAAACAUGGUGUUAUCAGAUGUCCACCAAAUGUUUCAGUCCAAGAACUCCGGGAGGCUUGUGAUUAUCUAUUAAUCCCAUUCGAUGCAAAAACUAUUCGAUGCCAAAAUUUGCGUGGCCUUUUGCACGAACUGAGUAAUGAAGGAGCACGAUGUCAAUUUGAGGUGUUUUUGGAGGAGCUUAUUCUUCCCGUUAUGGUUGCAUCUGCUGAACGGGGUGAUCGAGAAUGUCAUGUGGUGAAUUUGCUGGACGAUGAUGUUGUUGAUUGGGAUAAAGAAUAUCCACCUGAAAUGGGCGAAGAAUAUAGUCAAACGGUUGCAAGCACUGCCAUGUAUCGAUUUUUCAAAUAUAUUGAAAAUCGCGAUGUUGCUAAACAAGUGAUGAAAGAACGCUCACUGAAGAAAAUUCGCUUAGGCAUCGAAAGUUACCCAACGCAUAUUGAAAAGAUUAAAAAACGUCCUGGCGGACGCGCAGAGGUUAUUUACAAUUACGUUCAGCGCCCAUUCCUCCACAUGUCAUGGGAGAAAGAGGAAGCCAAAAGCCGCCAUGUAGAUUUUCAAUGCGUCAAAUCGAAAUCGGUUACGAACCUAGCCGAGGCAACUGCAGAUCUUCCACUGGAUGCUGGUGUUAAUUCAAUGCCUCAAGUGCAACUUAUGCAACCAGAUCCACUUCCACGUCAUGUUGAUGGUGUUAUUGAAGAUGGCGUUUUAAAUAUAAAUUUGCAAGAUCCAGACGAAAAUUAAUUAAUGUAACGAUGUGAAUUUAUAAUAAAUUUCCAUAUAAAUGAUUAA